This is a messenger RNA of Jatropha curcas, 627 nucleotides long. NCBI's taxonomy places the organism in Eukaryota, Viridiplantae, Streptophyta, Magnoliopsida, Malpighiales, Euphorbiaceae. The record is from RefSeq and is a predicted model, not a curated record.
AUGGGAUUGAUGGAUAAAUUGCCAAAAACCUGUUCGGUGAUCUUGGCGCAAUAUACAGAUUUUUGGGGAUUGAAAUCCAACGCCAUGCCAAAGGAUUACUGCUUUAUCUCAAACAUUAAAUAUAUUGAGGACAAUAUAUUGAGGACAUUUUACAAGCUACAAAUAUGCAAGCAUGCAAGGGUGUCGUACACCAAUGGCUCAACUCCAAGUUUGAGUAAAACCAUGGGCACACUUCUCUCUUCGGUUAAUGAGUAUAGACAAAUUGUUGGAGCAUUGCAAUAUAUUACCUUAACUCGUCCGGACAUCACUUUCAGUUUUAACAAACUUGCUCAAUUCAUGCAUUGUGCAACAACAGAGCAUUGGCACGCUUGUAAAUGUCUUUUACGUUAUUUACGGCAGACAUCUAGUCAUGGUUUGUUACUCCAACGUGACUCUUCCUUUGUUUUACAUUGCUACUCUGAUAGUGAUUGGGCAGGGUGCCCAAAUGAUCGUCGUUCUACAGGUGGUUAUCUCAUUUAUUUGGGAACAAACUUAGUAUCUUGGUCCUCAAAAAAACAACCUACUGUAGCAAGAUCAAGUACUGAAAGUGAGUACAAAGCUCUAGCAACUAGGCAACACAACGGCUGA